UGUACCCUGCAGGGUACCCCUCGAUUGCCUGCAUUCUUAAUGGAUGGUGAUUUUGUUAUUGGAGGUACUUUCUUCAUUCACUUCAAAGUACAAACGGUACUUAAUAACUACAUCACUAAACCUGAACCUGCCAGAUGCACAGGGAGCUUUAAUGCCCGGGAUCUACGCUUCUCUCGAACAAUGAUCUUUGCUAUCAAGGAGAUAAACAACAGCACAGAGCUUCUGCCAGACAUCAAACUUGGAUAUCAGAUCUAUGAUACUUGUGCCUCAGGGCUUGUAGCAGCACAUGUGGCCUUUCAAUUAUCAAAUGGUCAGGACCCUGUGUUUUACAAAGGCAGCAGUUGUUCACAAAUGGGGAUGGUGACGGCUGUUGUUGGAGACUCUGGAUCUACCUCAUCCAUCAGCAUGGCACGCAUCAUUGGACCAUUCAACAUUCCUCAAGUGAGCCAUUUUGCCACUUGUGCCUGCCUGUCAGAUAAGCAGCAGUACCCAACAUUUUUCAGAACAAUUCCCAGUGAUCAGUUCCAGGCUGAUGCUCUGGCCAAGCUGGUAAAACACUAUGGCUGGACUUGGAUUGGUGCUGUUCGCUCAGACUCAGAUUAUGGAAAUUAUGGAAUGGCGUCUUUUCUUGAUGCAGUGCAAAAAGAGGGUAUCUGUGUGGAGUACUCUGAAUCCUUCUUUCGAACUGACCCACGCAGCAAGAUUAAAAAAGUAGCUGAUGUUAUCCGGAGGUCGACAGCGCUGGUUGUUGUAGCUUUUGUUGCUGCAGGAGAUAUGAUUAUCCUGUUACAAGAGCUGGCUCUGGAGCCUACAGCACCUCGACAGUGGAUAGGAACUGAGGGCUGGAUAACUGACCCACUCUUGAUGAGCUUUAGUUUCUGUGCAGGGGCCAUCGGAUUUGGCAUUCAGCGAUCUGUCAUUCCAGGACUGAAAGAUUUCCUGCUGGAUCUCUCUCCCACUGAAGUAGCUACCUCCUCAGUCCUGACUGAGUUCUGGGAGGAUGCAUUUAAUUGCAGCCUGACGAAAAAUGCAGAUCCAGAAAAGAAAGUCUGUGAUGGAAAUGAAAACAUAAAAACACUCAAAAGUCCGUACACUGAAACAUCUCAACUAAGAGCUUCUAACAUGGUGUACAAGGCUGUUUAUGCAAUAGCUCAUGCUAUUCACAAUACAUUGUGUCACAAAAGAAAUUUCACCACUCAGUGUGACAGAAAUAUCAGACUGGAGUACAAACAGGUUUUUACUGCACUACAAAAAGUCAACUUUACCCGCAAUGGUUAUCCUGUGUCAUUUGAUGCUAAUGGGGAUCCUGUGGCUUUUUAUGAGCUGAUCAACUGGCAAAUGAGUGAGAGUGGAGAUGUAGAGUUGAUAACAGUAGGAAAUUAUGAUGCAUCACUUCCAAAAGGCCAUGAGUUUCAGAUUAAAAGGAACAUAUUUUGGGUUGAAGGUCGCACACAAGUUCCAGUGUCUGUGUGUUCACAGAGUUGUCCUCAAGGAACACGUAAAGUUUUGCAAAAAGGAAAACCUAAAUGUUGCUAUGAUUGUGUCCCAUGUCCUGAAGGAGAAAUCAGUAAUACAACAGAUUCUUUGGAUUGCUUUCCAUGUACCAAUGAAUUCUGGCCUAAUACAGAAAGAAAUGCUUGUUUCCCCAAACCUGUAGAGUUUCUGUCCUUUGAUGAAGUCCUGUCAAUCAUCCUGGCUGCACUGUCUGUUACUGGGGCCUGUCUGGCCAUCACAACAACAGUUAUUUUCUUUUGUCACAGAACAACUCCUAUUGUCAAAGCCAACAACUCUGAGCUAAGCUUCAUGUUGCUCUUCUCUCUGACUCUGUGUUUUUUAUGUUCAGUAACUUUCAUCGGAGUUCCCUCUGAGUGGUCCUGCAUGCUGCGACACACAGCUUUUGGGAUCACCUUUGUUCUUUGUAUUUCAUGUGUUCUAGGGAAAACUGUAGUGGUUUUAAUGGCCUUCAAAGCUACACUUCCAGGUAGUAAUGCAAUGAAAUGGUUUGGGCCUCCACAGCAAAGAAUGACUGUAGUGUUUUUCACAUUUAUUCAAGUUUUAAUUUGUACAAUUUGGUUGGUUCUCAGUCCUCCUUUCCCAAUGAAAAAUCUGACUACAUACAAGGAGAAGAUCAUCCUGGAAUGUGCAUUAGGCUCUGCUGUUGGUUUCUGGGCUGUGCUCGGGUACAUUGGACUGCUGGCUGUGUUUUGCUUUGUGUUAGCUGUUCUAGCUCGGAAACUACCUGAUAAUUUUAAUGAAGCCAAGAUGAUAACCUUCAGCAUGCUGAUCUUCUGUGCAGUAUGGAUCACCUUCAUCCCAGCAUACGUCAGCUCUCCUGGAAAGUUUACUGUGGCUGUGGAGAUAUUUGCUAUUCUGGCCUCCAGUUUUGGACUGAUACUGUGUAUAUUUGCUCCAAAGUGUUUCAUCAUAUUGUUUCAACCUGAGAAGAACACCAAGAAAUACUUAAUGAACAAAAUUUAA
This is a messenger RNA of Nematolebias whitei (Rio pearlfish), 2478 nucleotides long. Its product is annotated as extracellular calcium-sensing receptor-like. NCBI's taxonomy places the organism in Eukaryota, Metazoa, Chordata, Actinopteri, Cyprinodontiformes, Rivulidae. The transcript is spliced from 8 exons. The record is from RefSeq and is a predicted model, not a curated record. The coding region runs from base 40 to 2478 and encodes 812 amino acids. Gene Ontology annotation, cellular component: membrane. Gene Ontology annotation, biological process: G protein-coupled receptor signaling pathway. Gene Ontology annotation, molecular function: G protein-coupled receptor activity.